Carcharodon carcharias (great white shark) is the source of this 1912-nucleotide messenger RNA. Its product is annotated as immunoglobulin superfamily member 21-like. NCBI's taxonomy places the organism in Eukaryota, Metazoa, Chordata, Chondrichthyes, Lamniformes, Lamnidae. Gene Ontology annotation, biological process: heterophilic cell-cell adhesion; homophilic cell-cell adhesion. Gene Ontology annotation, cellular component: adherens junction. Bases 344 to 1729 code for a protein of 461 amino acids. The transcript has 10 exons. The record is from RefSeq and is a predicted model, not a curated record.
AGGGGAAGGGCUUGAGUGGGAGAGGUUUUAACAAUAUCUCUCAGUCAGUAAAUCCCGGUGUUGUGCUGAAGGAAUGGAACAGAAUUCUCAUCUCGGAGAUCCCAGCUAAAUAUACACACAACUGAACAAAAUAAUUACAUUUUUUUGUUUCCAAAAAUACCUCUCAAACUCCAUCAACUUGUCAAAGAAGGCUUGAAUUUUGAGGCAAUGUGAUUAUUUUGCUUUUUUUUUGGUUCGUGUGCUGGCGUCUGUUUGCUUUAGGAUGAGGAUAUGUCGGUGCUGUGUGCUGGAUGGACCAUUUUACCCAGCACCUUCUGAGCUCCAAGUUUAAAACUGACCGAAAAUGAACAGGAAGAGUCUUUUUCAGCUGUCCUUCCUCCUGCAUCUGGUGGACAUUACUCUCGGAUAUUUGACGGUGAAUAUUGAACCAAUUUCCCCUGUAGUGGCAGGCGAUGCUGUCACUUUGAAAUGCAACUUCAAAACAGAUGGGAGGCUGCGGGAGAUAGUGUGGUACAAGGUGACAGAUGGAGGAACUAUCAAACAGAAAAUAUUCACAUAUGAUGCCCUGUUCUCUACAAAUUACACUCACAUUGAUGAAUAUCAGAAGAGGGAGGAUUUGGUCUAUCAGUCCACUGUGCGAAUUCCAGAAGUCCGCAUUUUAGAUAAUGGGCCUUUCGAAUGCCACGUUGGGAUCUAUGACAGGACAAACCGCAAGAAGUUUCUGGAAGCAUAUGGUCAUGUCUUCCUCAACGUCAUGUCACCCCCUUCCUCAAUCUCAGUCAUCGCAGCAGAUGCGCCCGCAGCUUUCAGCCGCUACGAGGCUCAGAACUUCACGCUGGUCUGCAUCGUUUCUGGAGGGAAGCCGGCUCCCACGGUGUAUUUCAAGCGAGACGGUGAACUGGUUGAAGUCCUCCACGUGUCUCAGACAUCCUCAGAUGCAGGCAUGAGGAAAGGUCGAGUCCCUCAGAACCUUAUCAGCCGGGAUAUGGACGACACGAAGAUGCAGAAAUCUUUGUCCUUGCUGGAUUUUGAAGGUGGAGGCAGGCUCUUCACGGAGAGGCCCUCACGGAGCAUCACCGAUAGCAUCGCCUCAGCAACCACUGAAGCAGAAAAGAUUCCAGAGACAGUCAUCAGCCGGGAGUUCCCGAGGUGGAUUUAUCCCAGCGACCCAGAGUAUCUGUUCCGGCACACACAGAUUCCCGUCAGCGAUGGGACUGUCGAAGUCCGGGCCAUGAUCACCUGGACUUUGAACCCUGACCUGGAUAAUAAUGCCUUGUUCAGCUGUGAGGUGAAGCACCCGGCCCUGUCAAUGCCAAUGCAGUCUGAGGUGAUACUGGCCGCGCCCAGAGGCCCAAGGAUUGAUGUGACUCCAACACGUGUGCAAGUCGGCGACACUGUUAAGAUCGCCGUACUAGGAUUUCAGAAUGAAGUUUUCCCAGAACCUCUCUUCACAUGGACCAGAGUGGGUGGACGUUUAUUGGAUGGAAGUGUUGAGUAUGAUGGUAAAGAGCUGGUAUUGGAGAGAGUACCGGCAGAGCUCAAUGGGUCCAUGUACCGUUGUACCACCCAGAACCCUCUGGGGUCAACAGACACUCAUGCCAGACUCAUCAUUUUUGAAAAUCCAAACACUCCUAAAGGGACUGAUCAUAAAAAUGGUGCAUCAUCAUGCAACAAAAGUGUCAGAGUCGCCUUAGCGAUGAUCCUAGCAGUUAUAUUGGAUUUGACGUGAAAGGUCAUCAAGGAGUUGAGGGGGAAAUUAUCCAUCCUGCCAUUGCACAUCAUAAAAUAUUUUUAUUUUAAUGUUUUUCUUUAUCAAAUUCUGGAUGUUCCACUUCCUGUAGGGUUUUCUCACUUGAAAGGUGUCUCGUUGCUUCAUGUGAUCCUGAAUAAAGGUUCCGUCUGUUUAAAAGAU